AUGGAACUGGACGAGCCAACAAGGGAAAGGCAGUCCUUGAUAGGACGGCGUUGGAUACAUCAAGACAGGCCUAUCACCGAUGCAGAACCUAGGGUAACUUCUUCUGAAAGGCUGGUGCGCGCUACCGCCUCAGCUAGACCCCAACGUACGCAGGCUAAGGCCCGAGGAUCUCAAAGGAAGAAGGAAAAGGUGAGACACGGUAUGUGUAUUGACGCGAGAAUGGAUCUAUGGGCUCAUGUCAGACACUGA
This is a messenger RNA of Coniophora puteana RWD-64-598 SS2, 249 nucleotides long. RefSeq lists its product as uncharacterized. Lineage: Eukaryota; Fungi; Basidiomycota; Agaricomycetes; Boletales; Coniophoraceae. The transcript is spliced from 2 exons. The record is from RefSeq and is a predicted model, not a curated record. Bases 1 to 249 code for a protein of 82 amino acids.